CCCCAAAAAAAACCCCGUCGUCCUUGGCUUUUAAAAAAAUAUAUAUAUCACAGUCGGCCAAUUGAACUCCGCCGUGUUAUCUUUUAUCAUCAAGAGCCGAGCAACAAGCUGCGGUUUGUCUUUAUCCUGCUGAAUCAUCACAACGACGUGUUCUGAGACGCGCUCAGCAUCCACCCCGAAAUAUGGCACCGCCGGACAAAGGUCUGCUCGGCGGAUAAGGGGGUCGAUGUUUAUCGCCGAGCCCGCCGUCGUUGCGGAGCCCCCCCCCCCCGCGAGUCGGUCAUCGAGCCACGAGCUGAAGUGAUGAUGACCAUCAUGCAGUUCAUCAAUAGUCUCCUCCACAUGCGGCGGGGAAUGUGCAUUGUUAUUGCCGCGCUGUCAUGGUGUGCACCAACAAACGGCGCGAGUACAUUUGAGACGAAGUGCUCAUGGUGUCGAGUGCGAUGUCAAAUCCAUUUUUGAAAAAUGCAUGAUAAGCAAUUUAUUAUGCUGUUAUAAUGGAGCCUUGCAACCGGUGACUUGUUUAAAUUGGGUCAUGCGUAAUUGUGGGAUUAUGAUGAGUUGAGAACAACAUCUAGUUUUUUCUAAUGUUUAAGAUAAAACGCUGGAUGAAUAUAGAAGUGCUCUGAUAUGUGUGGCUUGCUUUUAUACACCUUGUAUUUCCAUUAUGCUAAAUACUAAAAGGGAACCAGCUUCUCUGUGACAUUAUUUAAUACAAAGAAACAUUUCUCUCCUCGUAUUUUAGGCCGGCAGAUGCUCUUGUUUCCCCGAUGAAAUUUAUCGCCCAUUAGAGUGCAAUGCUUAUGGAGGGCAGGUAAUGAAUUACCCAUGGAGAAUCUCCGUGCAGUUUAAAAAGUCACCUUGGAAACUGUUGAGCAUAUAGAGGCAGGGCUUAACCGAUAGAAGUUCCCCAUUCUUGCUCCAAUAUUCAACUUAUUUCAUCAUCUCUGUUCAUGCGAGCAGGGCACUGAAGUGUGCUUAGCAGACAGGCCGGCCUCACGUCAGAAGCUCGGCUUUGCAAUAAAGCGUAGUGCCCAACUCUGCCUUUCUCGCCAGGUAACAAGAACAGAUGAGGGCCCAUAUGAGAGCCCAUUGGGGAUGGCGGUGGUGUUCGGAUGGAGGCAGGGAGUGGCGGGGGAUCAGCCCCCCGAGAUUUAUCGCCUCUUGCGUUGUGGGAGCGGAGAUAAAAUAAGACUGGAUGCUACAGAGGUGAAACGGGUGCACAAUUCAUACCCAGUGGCGUUUCUCAGAAUGGGCAGGAGGUGGAGGAGGAGGUGGGAGAGGAUAUGUGAGGUUGAUGAAACGCGAGGCAAGACUUUAGAGUACAGUCUGGCCACCAACUCCUCUGUCUGGCCAACGCAGCUGUGCCUUGGGAGUAGUUACGCCUAUUCAGGACAAUUAAUAGCCUCAAGAAAGGAACACAAAUGUGGGAUUUGUCCACAAAAGUGCUGUUUAAGCUUCACGGGGAAACGGGAAUGCCUGGAAGGAAGGGAGAAAGAGAUCAAUAUUUAUUUUCUUCUCCCCCAUUUCUGCAAUAGGGAGGGAAUGUUGGUGAUGAAACCUCUUGCAAGUGUGGUGCAGAUUAUGAUUGCUUAGCGUUGCGAUAUGCCCACUCCACUUCUCAAAGUACUACUUUCAUCCAGACAGAGUAGCAAGUGUGUUUGAUGAUUUUUCUGUUUGAGUUAGACUUUGCAUGUUCAUUACUGUCCUCUGUGUGCUCACAAUUUAGAUUAGCCAAUAUCGGACAGAGCGUGGUGUGCACAAGUGCAGAGCGGCUCUCUGGUUGCAUGUUUUCAUGUAACCUACUUUUGUCUUGGCUGAUUUAUGUGCGGGACAGAUCGGUGGUAAACUGACAUUAAAAACAACAGAUUCAACCAUUGUAGCACAUGCAUGGGGCAAGGUUCAAAUGAAACUAGUCAAUCACACAGGAAAUAAAAUCAGUUUUUGUCUUUUGGAGACAAAAUUAUAUUGUUGUUUUUGUGUUCUGGGCUGAAAAUGUAUUAAUGUAUUGUAAAUGUAUUUUAAUAAGGUUAAAGAUGGUGAGACCUUGUUCUGAGUGAAAAUCCCAAACAAAAGGGUGUCCACUUUUUAAAGAACUAGGUUUGUAAUCUAUUCCAGUAUUUUGAGCUUUUAGUUCAAACUAAAAUAUGUGAGGAAGUUAACUUGCGGUUGGAUCCACACUUCGCAGUGAUAAGUUGAUGUAGAUUAAUAUUCUUGGUACUGAAUUAUCAAUCAGUCUGUAUUGUGAAAUGACGUCAUUGCAUUUUCUUUUUGACAAUCACAUUUGAGUUUGAGGCUUCAUCAAAUAUCCUGUAGGCAGACAUCAUCAAUCAGGUGUCAUCAUUUGAACUGAAUGGUGUCUGACAAUGUUAUUAAUAGAAAUUAGCAUCUUUGUUAUUUUCAGGUGAUAACUGCCAGUGUACUAUUUGAACCAAAGCACUCCACAGGAAGAGAAAAAAGAAAAGAAGAUGAUUUGUUUUCUUUCUUUCGUUUUAAUUUACUGAUUCUGCUGAGCUCUGUUUAUUUCAUAGCCUGAGGGAUGUUUCGCUUGAAGAGAAUCCACCUCAAUUGGUAGCUGUGCAGCAGUACUAAUCAUAAACGUGACUUAUUGCAGUAUUAUUUCACCUCGGAUUUUGCAUUAAAAUGGGUUGAACUGCUGCAGUUUAGCCUUCUGUGCUGCAAAGGCCGCAUUGUAGCUAUUACAUGGAAGCAAUAUGCAUUUGAUAUGUAUGCAACCAGCGUAGUAAAGCUCCUGGAUAUUUUGCCAAUGUGUGGGUCGGCUGCAAUCCCUGCUUCCUCUGCCAGUGCGGGGCCGAGGUAUCAAGAGCUAUUCUCUUCCUGUUUAAUCAGGUCCUCCAGGCAGAUAAUGUGGAAGACCAAUGGAGUCUCUUCUCUUGCCCUGCUGCUUAGGCUAACAGAGCAGCUCCAACAGUAAACAGCAGGCACUCUGCGUGGAAAUGGAUUCUGUAAAUAUCGAAACAUUGGUUAACGCAAACCAGUGCACCCCGAGUCCCUUUAAAUAACCCUCGCAUUACAAGUGACUUCAGAAAAUACAAAAUCCCUUGAGGGCAGUGAUUCAUGUUUUCACUUUAAACCACAUGAACUAGAUGCAAAUUUCCAACGUAAAUGUGCCACAUGCUCUCCUGCAUGGUACAACCCAUAAAGAUCCAUAUGGGGCUUUUUCAGAGACAGCAAUUAUCAAAGUGCAUCAUUUUAUAGCAUCUAUUUUUAAAUUGUGGCACACAAUCAGUGCUAUUUGUGUAUGUAAACCUCUGUAGAAACGUGUUUAAAAAAUAGGUACACAAUAUUGACAUGUUCUCUGCUUACUAAUUGUCUCUAUCUGCUUAAAUCUUUUAGACUGAUAUGAAAGGGAGCAAAUGCCUUGAUAGUGUUUGAUUUUCAAUUUUUUUAAUUUUACAAACACAAGAAUUAGACAGUAGAAUUUAUUAUUCACCUAAAGCCAUUUAUCUUAAUCCAGAAAGGCUAUAGUAAUCUUAGUGUAGGAGUAAUGUUACCUAUUUAGCAUAUUUAGCUGCUUCAAAAGUCCAAUAUAAGAGAGAUGCAAUUUAAAUGCAUUAAUUAAACCCCACCUUUUUCAUUGCCAAUUGUAAUGUAAUUUGAUAAAUGAGACAUUCUCGACUUUCUCAUUGCCUAUAAUUGCCUUUGGACUGACUUCUAUGUAAAAAGGGCAGAUUUUCUGUGAAAAUCCAGAGGAUUUGCCGUCGAUGCUCACUCCUGAUGUUCCCCUCCAACAGAGUGCAAUGUUAGCUUACAUUAGCUAAGAAAGGGAGUCCUCUAACGUUAGUUAAGCCAACUAGUUAAGUCUCGCAUUGCCAGACCGAUAUCUCCAAACUUUGUCGUAGUGCUGUGUUAAUGCUCGUGAGGGAAACAUAAUCUACGGUCUAAAAUAUAGUUUGUAGUUGUUUUAUUAAAAACAUUGAAACAUCCAGUCUCUACUAAGUCUUAUCGCUGUUUUGGCCGAUUCCCGAGACGCUCGCUCACGUCUACUUAUGGAUGGGUGCAGUUCACUUAAUGGCCACCAGUGACAUUAAUAACAAGUAUUUUUGAAUAUUACACGUGUAACCUUUUAAGUUUAAGAACCACUAUUAUAAUAGUUAAUGGGAAUUUUUUCAAUAGAGUACAUUGUACAGUGCUUUGUACAAUUAGAAACAUGAAGGCCACCAAAGCCAAUUUUUCCCCCCUGUUUUCUGUUACGCAGCAGAUGGCAUUUCAAUCUUCUUUGUUUUAAAUUGUCAUUUGCAGUAUAUUGAAAACACCUGCAGGGAGUAUAUGAAUCCUUUUUGAUGAAACAUAAAUCCCAAAGUUGGUUUCAGAACAUGUACUAAUGUUGAUUGUAGCAUUUUACAUUGUACUCAACAUCUGUCUAUUCAUUUAGCCCGGACACAUCAGCAGAGCAAUACCAGGAUGAUGACAAACAAAAUGCUGACAAAAUUAUUUUUCUCUAUUUUUUUGUACGCAUGUUUGUAAGAGUUGUGAUAUGAUUUUGGUUUCUUAAUCUUUCAACAUUUCCCUAAACCGGGUCAAAAGCAUUGGCUUAGUAUUUCCCCUCAACCAUACAAGCGUAUCACAUUUCCCCCUGAAAGCUGCUGAAUGAUUUCCCCUCUCCCCCUUUUUGUCACUCUUAUUUCACGCUCUGAAUACUUAGUAGAUAAUAGCUUCCCUCCCCUCUUCCAGUCAUACCUUUCUCUCCCACAGACACGCUUUACACACUGUUGUCUCCAUACACAAGUUUACACCAGUCUUCCAGUAACUCUCCUAGAGCUAUCAGAGGAGUCUGGUUCUUAAUUUGCAGUUAAAUGGCGCCCGACACAUGGAGCUUGCUUGAUAAUUGACUUCACUCAGCUGUUGGGAGGAAUGAUUAGAUCUGAAUAUCUAAGCGAUCUUUUCAACUCUGAAUUGGAAGGGAGGGAGUAAAAAGUAGUGACUCUGAUCAGGCAUGAAGUGUUGAGAACGACUAUUUAUGGCAUGCGGGGCGAACAUGUUGGCUGGCUGCGUUGAGAAUCUCAACCCUGAAAGAGCAAGUGGAUGGGAAAACAAAGAAGCGCCGACUAUGAAUUACUGAGUAAUGAGACUGCUGACGUUUCCUUUAUUUUUCACAUACUUUUGUGCUUUUUUUUAUUAUCUUUGUGGUUAUCAUCACUCUUGUUUCCUGUGGAAAGUCCAUGAUAAUGGGGUGAGAGACUACAAGUCUCAUACAUUAUUGAUCGGGGGAAACUGAAUAGGUGAUCAUACUAACUCCACAUCCAGCUCUCUUCUUUUUUGUUGUGUUAAUUGUCCGAGAUGUGCAGGUUUUUGCAAAGAUUGGUGCUUAACCAUUCUGUCACCUAAGGCCUGAUUUACUGAUCUGGUCCAUAGCGCCAUAGCUGUAAAGACCUUUACAAAUCUGGUCUGGUCAUAGCAGACAAGAUUUAAAUUGGGUGUGUAAGCAAAAUGAGAUGCAUUGUGUCUCUUUUUGGCGUGAAAUAAACAGUUUGGUGUGAAAUAGUAUUCAGCUGUUGAUUUCACAGAACUGAGUUGCCACUGUUGGAUGCUGCCUGUGCUUUCCCUGAAAAACAAGUCUUUCAUCAGCAUGCACGUCCACUGUCUAGUUUUAUUCACUUCAUUAGCAAGGCGCCAGUGCCAAGUGCUUGGCUGUUCAUUUCAAGAAUUGAUCAUGACAAGUUAAAUUUAUAUCUGCUUGUGUGGUUUGGGUGAUCUGUCUCUGUGUGGAUGCAUGUGAUCAGUUACCUGAUGUGCAAUCCGCUGUCAUGUCUCGGGUAAAGCUCGCACCCCAUUAGUCCUCCCCGGCCGUGUUUAGUAUUCCGAGAGCAGGCGCUGUCGUAAUCUGGAUUCUGAGGCAGGUUGCUGGGGUUUUUGUUUGCACUUAUGGGCCUGAUAAUCUUGUUACACUGCUGUCAAGUGGAGCUGGCUCCCCCCCGCAGCCCUCAGCCACCACGCUUGCCACCUUCAGUACCAGAAAUCCAACCCCCCCGCCAGCCUACCACCAUCUUAGAGACAACCGUUGAUGGACGAGCCUUGGAUGUAUCCUUGAAGAAUCACCUCCUGAGCAUCUUUAUUCAGCCUCCCGCUUCCGCCCCCGUCUCCCACCCCCCACCUCAGGCAGUGAACGACAGUGAUAAAUAUUCAUCAGGGGAUGCGAUGCGUGGAUGCUGUAGCCUCGAUUCCCCCUCAACAAAGGGUCCCCUAGCUAAUGGUGUCCAUCCUUGGCUGCCCCCCUGGAGAGAUUCUGUGAUGGUGAUGAGAUCAUUAAAACAUGACACAGGCUCAAGGCCGGACCUAUCAUGUCACAUCAGCAUUUAUCCCACCAGAGGUUUUUUUUUGGCCCCCACUUGAGUCUCAACCUAAGGCAACCCCACCUUCAUGAGCUGCCCUCCGCAGAUUUAGAUGAACACAGACAGCUUCUGAAGGUUGGCUGGGUUUUUCUCAUCGUGUUAGUUCAACUUCACAACUUCCUAAUUGGCACCUUGGUUUUGGUCCUUGCUGAGAUCAGUAUUUUUUUCCUCUCUCGCAACCUGUUCUUCUCAAGCUCCUCCAAAUGUGUCGAGCAUGCACUUUUCACAAGGCUGUUUGCUCUCUCUCUCUUUUUUUUUAUUCUUCUCGCCCUCUCUUUCCCUCUCUCUUUUUCUGUCCGUCUCUCUCACCCAUCCCCUCUUUGCCUUUCUCUGGGUGACCACACUCAGCAUUUUCUAUUUCCUGUGGGUGUGAUGUCUCUCCUCCACAAGCAAUCAGCUCUGAUUUGUCAGCAUUCUUCCUGGCGAUUCAUAAAAAUUCAGCAUGCUCCUGAAAAAGACGUCUGUGUCCCCCAUGCUUGCCCCUGUACCUGCACUAACUCCAAGCCACCGCUUUCACCUCCUGCUCCAUUUUGCUACAGGCGCACACACGCAGAACACCUGAAAUCAUUCACAGGAGCUAAUACAUGUGUGUCGACCGUACUUGAUUGUGACCACGAUGAGGGCGAAUAUGUCAAAUGCAAGGGCAUUCUCUUGCAAUCAAGUCUGAAACUGCCCCGUCACUUUUUAAUUUUUUUGGGGAAAUUAUAGGUGUGUUUUUCCUCUCUUUGCCUCUCAGUGUUUGUCUCUGCGAGGUAUGACAUGCCUGGUCGUGGAAGGGAGCAGCUGUGCAUUGGACCUUGUCUGUGUUGUGCUGCCAUGCCCUGUCAUUGGUAGCCGUCUGUUGGCAGCAGCUAGUGCUGGAGGGCUGCAGCCUGGGCACAGUCCUUUCCACAGUGUCAUAUGACCAACCAGCAGAACAGGUGGACUCGUGGCAUGACUACCACACACAAGGGAAACAAGGCCUUAAAGGUGAAGCGGGAGCCCGGGGAAAAUGGCACCAGCCUGACAGACGACGAGCUGGUGACCAUGUCCGUGCGGGAGCUGAACCAGCAUCUACGGGGGCUCACGAAGGAUGAAAUCCUGCAGCUGAAACAGCGGCGACGCACCCUGAAGAACCGGGGCUACGCGGCCAGCUGCCGGGUAAAGCGUGUCACCCAGAAAGAGGAGCUGGAGAAGCAAAAGGCUCUACUACAGCAGGAGGUGGACAAGCUGGCCACAGAGAAUGCCAGCAUGAAAGUGGAGCUGGACGCUCUGCGUUCAAAGUAUGAGGCCCUCCAGAGCUUUGCCAGGACUGUGGCCCGCAACCCUGUCACCUCAGCCAGGGGACCCAUGGCCUCCGUCAUAGGGCCCCUCAUCCCUGGUAAAGGAGGUGCAACCAGCGUCAUCACCAUCGUCAAAUCCAAAACGGAGGCUAGGUCGUAGUAGCAGAAAAUGGCAGGAGGAAAAAUUUUCAAGACUAAACUAGUCAGUGCAUUGUAACAAGGCGCAGGAUUACCUGUGUUAGUUUUCCGUUUGACCCCUCGGCACUAACGCUACUAACAUGCUUCCCAAUGUCAGUCUUAAAAGUACGACUCAGCAGUCUGCACUCAUCAACAGACACGUCGUGCCGUAGGGCGACACAAUCGGAUUGUACAUUUUAGGAUCUCACAUUCGGUUAUUUGAUAACGGUGAAACAUUGUCAAUACUAAAACAUUUCAUUUAUAAAAUGUGAACUAUGGCUACAAAUAUUCAAAGAGGCAAUAUUGGGUGGCGAAAGUGGCGUCGAUUUCAGACUGUUAAUAACCUGUUGAUUUUUGAUGAGGCACUGUUUUUCGGUCUACUUUAAGACUGCAUUCUUCAGACUUUUCCGUCCUAAGAAUUGGAAUUGGAGCCAGCACACAUCUCACUUAAAACCCGUUUGCUUGUUAUUAUGCACUGACUCAAAUUAGGAUAAAUAACAAAUGGUCGCAGACUCCUGGCGUGGAUGCUACAGAUGUCUUCAAAACAGCCGGACUAACCCAAAACUAGUAAAUUAAUCCUGUUUGUGAUGUUGUCGGUCGUCUGUCAAGGAUAUAAGCGUGAAAUAAUGCACCCAAAUCUAGCAUUAAUUUCUGUUUAUGCAUCUGUGACGGGCUUUAAUGAACUUGUCAUUAUCAAUAUGACUGGUAGAUGCAAUAAUAUAUGUAUGCACUGAAAAUACAAAGAGGUCUUGCAUAUUUAUGGUUUAAUGGAAACGUUUUAAAAAUGAUCAGCGGUUCUCGACGAUAUUGUUUCAGAGCCGAGUGCCAUUCCGAUAUGACAAGAUUCUUCUACAAUAUCUGAAAAUCUGAAUGUUUCACAAAAAUAUCCUCAUGUUUCGUGGGGACGGUGAAAUCCACAAACACAUUUUGAAACAUAAUUUCUUCUCAUAGAGAAAAUACGUUCAAGUUGUUUUCUUUUAAAAGAUUAUAUAUACAUAUAUAUAUAUAUAUGUGUGUAUGUAUAUACAUAUAUAUGUAUAUAUAUUGCAUUUUUUUGUAAUUACUUGUUGACAGGGCCCUCAGAUAUUUCCAAAAAGAAAAAAAAAUCUUUACACAAGCUUUACUGUCUUUGAAUUGUUAAGGUGUAGAAAACUUUGUCUAAUGUUGGGUUCUUGAUUUUUAUUACUAGGUAGAUUACCUUCCAUUGUUUAUAGAAAUACAGAAAAAGAAAACAAACAAACAAACGAAAAAAAAAAAAUCCUGUGACAUCUUUUUUGCAAUUGUACCGAAAGUGGCUUACUAUUGAAGUCUGAUAGCUUUUUUCUAGUGACUAGGCGCGUACUGUGGGGUAGCGCGUGACGUGAUGUGUAAGUGACAAGUUGGCAGUGUCGUCCACUGUAUAGAUGUCAAUGCUGUGCUAUUUAAAACAAAUACAAAUCUGUAGAGCUAAACUAGGUGGUGUAAACAAGGUCAAUUGUCUUUGUGCGUAUCGGCAUCUGUGAUAUCCUCUGCUUCCUCGGUGUUAGUUACAAAUCAUAUCGUCAUGAAGAGUUUACCACAUUGACCCGCGUCAGACAGAAUUGGGCGAAAUGGAAUUAAGUGGACAUUAAUUCAAAGGCUCUUUACCCGAAACUUAAAGCGUCAGCGUCGUUACAGAAUCUGAACAAUGGUUGCGCCCUGGAUGCUGGAUGCCCUCUAAAUACAUCCGCCGCAACCUGAAAGUAAAUGACUCCGUUAAUGGGCAGUUUGAAUCGUUGUCUUCACUUCGGCCGCUUAAUUGGUCUGAAUUAGCUCGACUCGGAGGCAGGCCAAUUGAAGAAAAUGUGAAGUUAACAACCAGUUUCAUAGCUUACCUAUGCUUGUUUUUAUUUCUCCAAAAUCUCGACGAUGCAGUUUCUCAAGACAGUAACAGUGAAAUUGCCUCAAUGAACUUACUGCCUAAUGGCGCGGCGUCUCUCGUGUAGAUUAUUACCCACUGGUCUUCAGAUUGUCAGAUUAAAAGAGUUUGCCUGAUGGUUCCGUAUGCACUAAGCUGCUGCUUGUUUUGCUCAGGACAAAACAGGUCACUCUGGAAAAAAAUGAACACACCAUUCUAGGUGAAAAGCGGGGAUGGCAGCUCUGUUCAUUUUCUUUUUCUUCUUCUUUUUUUAAAUGAUAAUAAGCAUGUCAUAAAGGGCUUCAAUCCACACUCGGAAAAACAGACACCGCACGGACACAUUGUAGAAUUACAAUCGACCACAGCUGCCAGCGGCGCUGCUCCUGUGCCAAAGUGUCGCGUCGCUCUCCUGGUCCUCUGAAAGGAAUUUUAACAGUGAAGCAGUUUUACACCUCAAGGUGAAAGGAGCUGUGUAAUGACAUUAACAGAAUGCACUUCAUCCACGUCCCUCACACGCUCUCUCUCUCUCUCCUGCUGGUCAGAACGUCUUACAGUGUCGGCGGCGAGGUGUUGAUGUACGGUCACUCAGCAGAACUCCAUGCCAUAGAACCCGACGGGUGGCGCUGGUUAUAUUGUCUGCGCGCAAGUAGCCUACGCUCCCCUCAUUUCGUCAACAUGCUUAGCUGUCUACACUGAUGGGUUAACUGUGGGGGAGGGGGGGAGGGUAUGUAUCUGACUCUUGACAUAGCCCAGUAUUGAUGUUGCCGUCGUUAUUGCUGUGGCUGUCUUGUGGAGUGAAUCUUUUUUCGUGUCAAGUGUCUUUAAGGUGUCCGAGCGGCACCGUCGACCAAUCUCUCAAUCUCUGCUAGAGAUGACGUCUCUCUCUCUUUCUCUCUCUCUCUCUCUCUCUCUCUCUCUCGCCCUCUCUCUCUCACACACACAUACAGGUGUACAGUAUGUAGCUACAGUAGGUAUUAAUCACCAUUGUGAAAAGUGACCCUUAAUAUGCAACUCAGUGGAAAGGUGUGAAAGAGUAGAUGUAAAAGUAAUCAAUAUCGUCGAAGUGACUAUGGUCUGUUAUUUAAUAAUGUUUUGUAGUCUUCUUUUUUAAAUGUUUCAUUUUGCCCCUCAGACUUUGCAUCUCUGGCCCUUGUUUAUAGCAGCUCACAUGUUGAAACUGUACCGGUGUGUAGUGUUUGUUUUAAAGGAAUCGCGGGGCGGUUGCACUCGAGCCUUACUCCCGAAUUAUUCUGCUCUUAAAUUAGCUGAAUUGCAGAUCCAUAAAUCGGACUUGGAUGUCUGACUGAAAGAUACUGCUGUAAUUUACAGUGUGUUAGAUUUUGUGAAAUGGAUGCUACUGUAGAUUCUGUCACAGGGGCCUCUUGCAAUAUCUGGUGGGGUUUUUUUGAUCUUUCCCUUUGGUAUGCCUGGUUUUGUCAGUGUGUGUGCGCGCAUGUGUGUGCGUGAUUGAGGUUCCUCUGCUGCUACACCAGUCAUUAAUGCUCGUCGUUCGCUGUAGCACCACUCGCAGCGUUUCUGCUCUCAUUACAUGUUGAGUGUGUUAUUUGGAAUUGAUCUUAACACUGUAAUUUGUUCUGCAGAUUUACUUUUUUAAUUGGUUGUGGCUAUAUUAUUUUUUCUUCUUGUUUUUUUUUUUCACAAGCAACGUGUUAGAGAGGAUAAGUAACAGCACUUGUGUGGCAGUUCAAUUUAAUAGCUCCCGAGACAUGGGCUUUUUUCACGAAAUUAUGCUUUGUAAACAGUCGACUGUGCAGGUUUCUCCUGAGUGGGUCUGUGUUUCAAAGGUAUAAGAAUCUGACUAAAGCGAGUAAGACAAAGUUAAUAAUGUGUUUUUGUUAAUUUUUCUGUAUGGGUUGUAAUAAAAUAUUGCAGUACUUUGUAUGAAAACAGACAAUAGUUAAUUGUAACUAUUUAUAAAUUAAAUUAUUGUACUUUUUGCAAUCUGUAGAUAAGUACUAUGUAUUCAUAUAUACAGUAACAACUGUGGAUUUAAACGUGAUUCUCCGAGGUGUCUAAGUUAUUGAUGUAUAUAUUGUAUGUUUGUUGAUACAGCUUACUUUAUUUUCUAUAAGACCAAUAAAAUGUUUUGAAAAAGGA
Molecule: messenger RNA, 11786 nt
Organism: Scophthalmus maximus (turbot)
Lineage: Eukaryota; Metazoa; Chordata; Actinopteri; Pleuronectiformes; Scophthalmidae
Product: transcription factor MafG
Exons: 3
Coding region: 7254-7775 (173 amino acids)
Biological process (GO): regulation of epidermal cell differentiation; regulation of transcription by RNA polymerase II
Cellular component (GO): nucleus
Molecular function (GO): DNA-binding transcription factor activity, RNA polymerase II-specific; RNA polymerase II cis-regulatory region sequence-specific DNA binding
Source: RefSeq, a predicted model, not a curated record